AUGUCAUCCGAAAAGUCUAACCUUCAAGGAGAGCAUAUCGCACGAGUUGUCUGGGCAGCGCAUAUUCUCGCCUAUCUUACUAAGGGAAGAAGCCAGGUGCAGGUCGAGAAGAUCGAAGAUGACGUUGCCAGUGAUACGGACAGUGAAAUUGAGACUGAAGUGGCAGUUGACGACGAGACGGACACUGCGACAGCAAUAGCUGUAGCUCUAUCUGCGUCGAGAGAUUCUGUGUUGCGGAAGUUCCUGGACUGCAUUUGCCAGCUUCUAUCGCCGUCAAAGGGGUGGGAAGGGGUUACUGCAGCUUCAAUGCGCGAAAGCAGCGGCAGUGUUUCUGUGGACGUUGCGCGGAAUGAUGGAUUCGGUUCGGAUUGCGGUAGCUUUGAUCCUGCAACACUCGAGUAUUGUCGGAUGCUGGAAGAGUAUUUAACCUCUUGUGUCAGUACUGAAGAGCCAAAUAUCGCAGCAAAUUCCAUGACGGAAUUUGAGGCCGCUUGA
Messenger RNA from Aspergillus luchuensis, 495 nucleotides. RefSeq lists its product as uncharacterized. Bases 1 to 495 code for a protein of 164 amino acids. Lineage: Eukaryota; Fungi; Ascomycota; Eurotiomycetes; Eurotiales; Aspergillaceae. The transcript is spliced from 2 exons. The record is from RefSeq and is a predicted model, not a curated record.